Scleropages formosus (Asian bonytongue) is the source of this 1685-nucleotide messenger RNA. RefSeq names its product snurportin 1 (gene snupn). Gene Ontology annotation, cellular component: cytoplasm; nucleus. Gene Ontology annotation, biological process: snRNA import into nucleus; protein import into nucleus. NCBI's taxonomy places the organism in Eukaryota, Metazoa, Chordata, Actinopteri, Osteoglossiformes, Osteoglossidae. The transcript has 11 exons. Bases 133 to 1401 code for a protein of 422 amino acids. Gene Ontology annotation, molecular function: nuclear import signal receptor activity; protein binding. The record is from RefSeq and is a predicted model, not a curated record.
GCAGCCGUAAGAACGCAGGAAAAAAAAUUGGUCGUCCAGUGAAAUAGUGUGCAGGAGGACUCCACGAACCUUAAGAACUGAACUGCAGUGUGUUUCUUCCCAUUAGCUGCGCAUCUUCAUACAGGGUUUGCCAUGGAUGACCUCAGCGAGGCCCUCGGCGCCAGUUUCUCCGUCUCGCAGGAGCCCAACAGCACGUCAGCCCCCCACCCUCGCCUCGCCCAGUACAAGAGCAAGUACAGCGUCCUGGAGCAGGGCGAGAGACGCCGCCGUUUCCUUGAGCUGCAGAAAACAAAGAGACUGAACUACGUCAACCACGCACGCCGUCUAGCCGAUGGAGACUGGACGGGAGCCGACAGUGACGAGGAGCAGGGGAAGGAGGAUGAAGAGGACCAAGGGAUGGAAAUAGAACAGAGAAGGAAACUGCCAAAGCACUAUGCUAACCAGCUCAUGCUGUCAGAGUGGCUCGUGGACGUUCCUUCUGACUUGGAUGGGUCGUGGCUUAUGGUGGUCUGUCCUGUGGGGAAGCGCUCGCUCAUUGUUGCCUCCAGGGGCUCCACGGCAGCAUAUACAAAGAGCGGUUACUGCGUGAAUCGCUUCCCAUCAUUGCUACCAGGAGGGAACAAGCACAACUCUGCCACAGGGAAAGAUUACACCAUCCUAGACUGCAUCUACAGUGAACUUGACAGGACAUACUACAUCUUGGACGUGAUGUGUUGGAGGGGGCACCCGGUCUACGACUGUCCUACAGAAUUCCGCUUCUACUGGCUGCAUUCGAAAGUCCAGGAGACAGACGGUUUGUCUGAGAUCGCCAGGCGUAACCCGUUCCGCUUUAUGAGCCUUCAGAGUGUCAACUGCACGCCACAGUCCAUUCGAGAGGCCCUCUCCGCGGAGUACAGCUUCAAGGUGGACGGACUCCUAUUCUACCACCGGCAAACCCACUAUACUCCUGGCUCCACACCCCUGGUGGGCUGGUUGCGGCCUUACAUGGUGUCUGACAUCCUGGGUAUGGAGGUGCCAGAGUGCUCCCUGACAGCCAAGCCUGCCUACGCAGGCCACCAGAUGCAGCAGAUCCUGGAGCACAAGAAGAUCUCCACGGAGGUCAUCUGGGUAUCGUUCCUGCAGCCUAUUUUGGGUCCGGUUGGCAGCCGUGCUGGGCGGCUUCCUUCCCGAACCUGCGAUCCCAGAAGGGAUGGUGUCACCGUGGGCUGGGAACCCACAACGUUGCAUCUCGGAGAAAGGAGAUUUGGCACUCCACAGUCUCCUGACUCAGCACCUGCUCCCACUACUGAACCAUCACAGGGUGUGUGGCCCCGAACUUGCCGAAAAACUUUCAUCCUAUCCAGCUAUGGAACCUGCAGCCACGUGAUGUGUUCAUAUUUUGCCCCACUUUCCAGUAAAUAAUUUUUUUCACAACCCAGCUCUCUUCAGAAAGGUAGAAAGGGGGUGAGCAUGUGAGGCUGAUUGUGGCAGGAAGCCCUGGUCCCCAACCUGCUCUCUCUCUCUUUCUCUCUCUCUUGCGGUGGCGUCGGACCGAGAAGCGCAGCACGAAGCAGGCCCAGCCGGAGCCUGAGAAGGAGGCUCGUGAUGACUCAACGGCUGCUUUCCAGGAACGGCGCGAACCUGCUAGUGCAAAACCACACUUCCCGGAGCGCCCCGUGCCGAGCCGACCUGUCUACGCAGAGCCC